Linum trigynum is the source of this 2665-nucleotide messenger RNA. The record is from the annotation of a GenBank genome assembly. Lineage: Eukaryota; Viridiplantae; Streptophyta; Magnoliopsida; Malpighiales; Linaceae.
AUAAAGCAUUCACCAAACCAAAAACCAAAUAUAGAAAGCAUUCACCAAACCAAACCAAAAACGGUUGUCCAUCAUCUUUAGGAAAAAAAAACAUAACAGUUGUCCAUCAUCUUGAAAACAAAAACGCAAAAUCAGGUUGUCCUCGGGCUCUUUGACUGGGUUUCCUUGUGCUCUUCUCUUUCCUUUUUCCUCCUUUCAUGGGCUUUUUUGUACUCUUCCACUGCAGCUUCAACUUGAGGUGCAACUGUUCUUGCUUCCGUGAGCACCAUAUGUCUUAUGUAGUUCAUGGGCUCUUGAACAAGGUACAAAGUGAUCUGCAUCCUCCUCACUUGAGUGCAUGGCUAUCAACAUCAACAAACAUGGUGCUUAAUGCAUGAUUCAAAAAUAACAAUCAAGUGUGGUUUUCUAAUAUGCGAACUAGAAUUGUCUUUACCAAAAUAUAAGAGGAGUCCCAGCUUGCGCCAUACAUCCACAUGCAGACCCAGACUCCACUGUCAGACCUACAUAAAAUAAAAGCAUUGCGUGAUAAGAACCAAGUUGAUAAGUCGUCGUUUAAUAUCACACAAAAAUGGGCAUACUUACUGAUAAACCGUUAAUUGCACAUGUUUUCACCCCUAUUCUGGAGCCGUUUGAGGUGUUGAUUCUCGUGUUUUAGGCCGAUUUCACGCUAGGUUGUGCUUGUUUGUGAUAUUUCAGGUCCUAGUACGUGAAUGAAGGUUUGGGAGCGAGUUCGGCGUCGAUUGGACGAAGAUCGGACGUACGGCGAGUCGAUGAGGAAGCCACACGGGCACAAAUACAACCCACACGGCUGUGUGAAGGAGCAAUGUGGCCGUGUGGGAUUAUGCGAGGCUUCACACGGGCAGACUGGGUGAGCCACACGGCCGUGUGUCUCGGGCCGUGUAGGUAGCCUAAAGUGCAAUUAUUGGAAACGCCGCGUUUUGACCUCACACGGGCAUCUGGGUAUGCCACACGGCCGUGUAGCCUGCCCGUGUGAUCGGGAUUUUCUGGUUUUUACCCAAUUUUGGGCCACAAGUGAGAGAAUCGACUUUUGAGAGCAAAAACAGAGCCCUAGAGAGAGAAAGUGCGAAGAACACAUCCUAGAAGCAAUCUUGGAGCUGGGUUUCAUCAAAUUGAGCUUGGAGAUCGUCAUAGGAGUGGAAAUCAUCAUCCCAGAGCAGAUUCUUCCCAUUGUUAUGAGUUUGAUUGUAAUGACUUGGGAUGAUUAUACUGUUUGGUUUUAAUCGAAUGAUGCAUGUUUUAUUGAAUUGAUUGAAGUCUGAUCAGCUUUUCUUGAUUUCUGCUGCAACCUGAGAUAGAUAGAAUCUGAUUAGGUUGUUAGAGCUUCUUCCCUCGGUAGUAAGAGAUUGGCUAUACGAGAGUUAGCCAAUUUACUGCUUUGUACUGGAAUCCAAUUCCAGUAGUGGAGUUCUGUGCUUAUUGCUUCAGCUUUCUAUACCGGUGAAGACUAGUCGUCUGCUGGGUAGUUAGACUGAGGGGGCUUGGUCAGCUUAAGAGAUUCCAAGCUGCUGUCGGAUCUUCCGCAGUCUAAUCAACAGUAAAUCAACCCAGGGUAAUUACAAUUGAGACCUAACUAAAGAGCUAAGGGGACUCAUUCCCGAGUGACUCUUCUUUGCUUGAGAAAACCGUACCAAUUCCUGCUUUCUUACUGCUUUUGCUUAAGACAACAAUCACUUGACUUAGUUGGCUAGAUAAUAGAUAAUCACGGAGUAGGCAGUAGAUCUAGACCCCGGUUUGAUAAUAGAACUUGCCACUUUACUGCAUUCCCGGACUGCGAUUACACUUGGUCGCAGUUUGAUGUUGUGUUUUGGCGUGUCGAAGUUUUUGGCGCCGUUGCCGGGGAACCUCUAGGUUAUUGGGGAAACGUGAAAAUUUGUUACUCUAGCUUUUUCUUUAUUGCAUUUUAUCUCUUCCACCUGUGUGCCUUCACGGGUUGCUUCUGCUAAUUGUGUGCAGGUAGUGCAUGACCCGUAGCCAGUCGGGAGAUCUACUACCAUUAUACCAGGAGCUUGAACGAACCUGCAGGAACUUCAAGCGGGCUCUAAAGGCGCGACUGGCUGCGGAAGAAGAGCUAGCACAGCUGCAGAUCAAAGAAGAAGAAGAAGAAGAAGAAGAAGAAGAAGAAGAAGAAGAAGAAGAAGAAGAAGAAGAGAUGGGGGAUCCACAGGACCAUGAUGUGGUCCUUCCCGAGGAGCAGACCAUGGGAUACUACUGGACCGCCAGGGCUGCGUACAUGAGGUCACCCAUUCAAUACCCUCAUGUCCCAGCCAACAAUUUUGAGGUUAUCACCUCCGUCAUCACCAUGCUGUGCGGUUCGGUAGUGUUCCGAGGCAAAGAGGGGGAGUGCCCCCGAUCACAUCUCAGGCGAUUCCACGAGCUCAUCGAUGGAAUCAAGAUAAAUGGGGUCCCAACAGAUGCCAUCCAGCUGAGGUACUUCCCGUUUACUCUGGAGGGGCAGGCCAAGGAGUGGCUAAACACUCGACCUCCAGGAUCUAUCACCACGUUCGCCAACCUGGCGGACAAGUUCCUCACCCGCUAUCAUCCUCCGUCAAAAACGGCGGACUUGCAGAAGCAGAUCACCCACUUCAUCCAUGAUGAAUAUGAGACCAUCCGGGACACCUAGGAGCGAUACAAUAGUCUCUUCCUG